Messenger RNA from Plasmodium berghei ANKA, 4083 nucleotides. Its product is annotated as vacuolar protein sorting-associated protein 3, putative. The record is from RefSeq and is a predicted model, not a curated record. The transcript is spliced from 3 exons. NCBI's taxonomy places the organism in Eukaryota, Apicomplexa, Aconoidasida, Haemosporida, Plasmodiidae. Gene Ontology annotation, cellular component: cytoplasm; membrane. Gene Ontology annotation, biological process: endosomal vesicle fusion; autophagy; vesicle-mediated transport. The coding region runs from base 1 to 4083 and encodes 1360 amino acids.
AUGGAACUAUUUAAAGUUGAAGAUGUUAAUGGUCAAUUAAGUUAUGAAAUAACGUUAGGAUGUUCAUAUAAUGAGUAUAUGUUUGUAUGUACUAUAGAAGGGUUCAUAUAUCGUUAUAAAAUAAUUCAGAAUAAAGAAAGAAAUAGUAAUAAUAUUGAGCUAAAAUUUCUUGAUAGUUGUUUAAUAAAAAAAGAUAAAAAGAUAAGUAAAAUAAUUAUAGUAGAAUGUGAUAAUACAUUCAUAUUAUUAAUUUUAAUUGAUGAUCAUAUUUAUUUUAUAAAAAAUUCCAAUUUCCCAAAUUAUAAUUUAAUUUCCAAAAAUGUAGAUUUAUUUACAAUAAAUGAAAAUAGAAGAUUUGAACUAUUAUUAUAUGGACAAAAAAAAAAAAAAUUAUAUUUUUAUAAAUAUGUUGAUAAUAAUUAUAAAUUAUAUAAAGAUAUGCAAUGUUUGGAUAUUUUAACUUGUUUUUUAUGGAUAAAUAAUUCUUUAUUUUUAGCGAUAAAUAAAAAUUAUUAUUUACAAGAUUUGUGUAAUAAUAGGCACACAAAUAACAAUAAUAAUAGGGUGCUUUUAUAUUCCCAUGAAUUUGAACAAACCUAUAAAUAUAUAACUUUAAUUAAUAUUCAUGAAAUUUUUAUUGUUUGUGAUUUAAACAUUGGUGUAUUUUAUGAUGUUGAAACCUCUAUGCCUUCACGAAAAAAUACAAUUAUAUUACCAAGUAAUAUAAUUCAACUAAUAUCAUUUCGAUUUUUUUUAUGUUGCUUAAGUUCAAAAGGUGUAUUGAAUUUUUAUAACACAAACAACCAACAACAUAUACAAACAAUUGAUAUCAAAAAUGAAAUAAAUUUAGUAGUUAAUUUUGUUAGUAUUGGAGGAAGAAAUAUGUUAGGUGAACUAUUUAAUUUUGAAAAUAAUGAUGAAUAUGAUUUAUAUAAUUCUAAUAAUAAUUGUGGAUUUUCAAAUUUUGAUGAUUUUGGACAAGAAAAAAAAUCUCCAAAAAAAAUAUUAAAUUUUAAAGAAAUAUUAAACGAAACUGUUAUGACAAAUAUAAAAGGAAAUAAAAAAAAAUAUGGGUUAAAUAUAUUAGAUAGUAAAGAUAUAAAAUAUGAAAAUAGUGAAUAUAAUAUUGAUGAAGAAAAAAUGGAAAUGGUAAAACUUUUAUCCAUUUCUGAUGAACAUAAUUAUUUAAAAAAUUGUUUAUACAUUAUUAAUAAUAAUUUUAUAAAAGUAAUUAAAUGUAUAGAAUUAUAUAAGCAUUUACCAAAAUGUAUAGAACAAAAUAAAAUUGAAACUGGAUUUUUAUUAAUAGAAAAUAAUAAUUUUGAAAAUGAAAUGGAUAAAAUUAAUAUACUACAUGAAUAUAAUAAAGCGUGUGCAUAUUUUUAUUUUAAAAAAUUAAAUUUUUCGCUUGCAUUUAUGCUUUUUGAAAAAGUAGAUAUUAAUAUUUUUUUUCUUUUAUCUUUUUGGGCAAAUUAUUUUAAUUCCUCAUUUAAGAAAUAUGACAACGAAAAGGAUAUAUAUUUACAUCCCCAAGACAAAACAAAUGACAUUAAAACUAUAGAAGAAAAUAUUAGUAAACCAUUUAAACAAUUUGUUCCAAUUGUUUGUACUAUUUAUGAAUUAAUUGAACGAGGAUAUCAUAUAUAUUCUCAAAAUACCAUGAAAAGUUAUAUGGAUACACAUAUUAAUGAAAAUGAUAAUAAUUUUAUAUCAAAACAAAAAAUACUUAGCAUUGCUAAUAUUUGUUUAACAAAAUAUAUAUUGAAAAAAAGAGACUUUUUUAUUGAAAAUAAAUAUGAUAUAAAAAUUGAGCGAAAUAUUUGGGAAAAUAUAACUAUGCCAAAACAUAAGGAAAAACAAAUUGAAGAAUCAUCAAUAACUCAAUCUUUGUCGUCUGAAUAUAUAUAUAUUGAUGAAUUGAUCGAUAAUAUUCUUAUAAAGUUAAUGGUAAAUAAUAAUUAUAAAAAUUUCACUCAAUUUAUUAUGAAAACACCAAAUUUAAAUUUAAAUAUAAAUGAGUGCAUACAAUAUUUAAAGGAAAAUCAUAAGUUCAUUGAAACAAUUUUAAUAUACAUACGAUUUCAUAAUUUUGAUGUUGCAAUUAAAAUGUGUAUAUCAUUUUUGCAUUAUUAUAAACUGAAAGAAAAUAACGACCAAAAUGACGUUCUCCAAAAUGAACAUAUCGAUUAUGGAUAUAGCUAUAUGGGAUAUGAAAAAAACGGAGAUGAUCAAGAUAUGUGGUGGUGCAAAAUGUUAGACGAAAAAAAUUUUAAAAAUAAUAUCGAACGAAGUAAUACUUUUCAUUCUAUCCUAAAAGAAAUAUAUAAUGUUCUAAUAAUUUUAAAUGGCAAUGUUCAUUUAAUAAAUAUAGAAGAAAGUGGAAUAAAAAAGCUUUUUGAAUAUUCAUUUCCAUUUUUAUUAAAAUAUAAUGAAAAAUUAUUUUAUGAUUUUAUUAUAAAUAAUAAUUUGAUUUUACGUCCUCAUGAAAUAUUACUUACAUUUAAAAAACUACAAGACAUAAAAUUAAAGAAAAAAAUUAAUUACUACAUACAAAAAUAUGUAAUGAAUUAUAUAAAAUACGAUAAAAAAAACAAAAAUGUUAAUGCAAUUUUGCUUGAAUUAUAUAUUAACGAUUCAGAAAAACCUGUACAAGUCAGGCAAAAAAAAAUAUUAAAAAUGUUACGCUCCAAUUACCCAAUUGACACAAAUCAUAUAAUUCAGAUGAUUGAAAAUAAAAAUUUUAAUUUGGUUACGGCUUUGUUGUAUGGGAGAAUCCAUAAGCAUUAUGAAAGCUUGGAAAUUCUUUGCGAAGAAGAUUUGGGAAUAUGUGAAAAGUAUUGCCACUAUUAUAGCUUCAUGUUAAAAUGUUUUGUAAAAGGGCUAAAAAAAGAAAAAUAUGAAAGUAUAUUUUCUAGUAUAUACAACAAUGAUAAAACGAUAUAUCAAAAAUUGGUUAAUGAGAAAAACAAAAAUAACGAUAUAUCAACAAAUAAUGAAUAUAAACAAGAUGAUAAAACAGUGAAGAAGAAUAAAAAAAAAGCAAACAAAAUUAGUGAUGCAUUUAUUAAGGAUAUUAUUAAAGAAUAUCAUAAAUAUAGCUACAUAACAAUGAAUAAAAAUUCUUUGGAAAAAAUUAAAAAAUUAAAUAAUUUAAAUAAAAUAAAUGAUGAAAAUAUACAAAACAAAGAAGAAAAUAUAAAAAAAGAAUAUGAUUAUAUGCUUCAUUUAAUUGGUAAUGAAAAAAACAGUUCUAAUGAUGAUGAUAAUUAUGAUAUAACUAACUAUUAUGAUAACGAUGAAAUUUGUGAUUAUUCUUCGCAAAAUACUGAAACAAAUGCGUCAACAAAUUAUCAACAUUUCACAGAUAUUGAAAAUGAAAAUACUAGUGAUAGCUUAAUUAUAGAUUAUAGUGAUGAAAAAAAUAAUAUAAAUAUACAAGAACAAGGAUUUGCAAAAAAAAAAAAAAAAAAAAAAAAUGGAGAAAUUUCUAUAAUGGGAAAAAAAUCUCAAAAUUCCAAAUUAAAAAAAAAGAAGGACAAAUACAAAAAAUUAUUAGGAAAUAGUUCCCAAAAUCAAGAUAUUGAUUUACUGGAAUAUUUUCAUGUUUAUAAUGAAAACAAAUGUAGAUCAUGUGGUUUUUUCUUUUUAUUUAUUAAAGUAUGUAUGGAUAAAUAUAAAAAUAAAAAUACAUGUGAAAUAAAAAAAGAAAUUUAUAAAAAUUAUAUAAUCUAUAUUUUAAAUAAAUAUGCAAAUCAUAAUGAUUUAAAUAAUAUAUACAUAUUUAAAAUGAUACCGGAAAAUUGGAAAAUAUCAAAAAUAUCAAAUUAUGUAAAUUUUUAUUUGAGAAAAAAAUUAAAUACACGAACUAAUCUUGAAAUAUAUCACAAUCUUAUAAAGAGUAGCUACUUGAAUGUCACUUAUAACCUUAUUAAAAAAAAAGAAGAAAAAAUUCUUAUACAGGAUAGUAUAGUUUGCAAUGUUUGUAAUACUCUUAUUGAAGAAAAGGAAUUUGUUUAUUUCUCAGAAAAUGUUGUACUACAUAUAAAGUGUGUGUGCAAAUAUAAUACUGCCAAAUUGACAUAA